Molecule: messenger RNA, 477 nt
Organism: Prunus armeniaca (apricot)
Lineage: Eukaryota; Viridiplantae; Streptophyta; Magnoliopsida; Rosales; Rosaceae
Source: the annotation of a GenBank genome assembly
AUGCGCAGGGAAGAGAAGAGACGCAAGUUCAAUGAAGCUGUCCUCAACACACUUUUCCCGCCUCCUUCCCCUCCAUCAUCACCACCACCAAAAGAUGAAGAAGUGCCAUUGAGCAUUUUACAUCAAGACUUUGAAGAAGACUUGGGGGAGAGUGGGUCUGCAACGACGAGCGGGGACGAUGAUGGUAAUGGUGAAAGUGACCCUCAGAGGCUUACAAGGGCUCAGCGGAAGAGACUCCGCAAGAAGAAGCUCAAGGAAGAUGCUUCCCGCCGUAGGGAACUUAUUGGGCCCCUUUUACCUCCAACCGUCGAUCAAGGUGAAAACGAAGCUCAAGGUGUUCGACGUAAUGCCUCUGAGGAACCUGAUGCUGCUAUCGUCGAGAAACCAGGAGAUGAGCCAGCUGCUUGCAGUAAUCAGAACAAGGUAAAGCAAAGGAGGAAGGCAAAGAAGCUGGCCAGGGAAAGAGAGCAAGAUUGA